CACUGCUCCUGACCUAUGCUGACACAUUUCCACUAUUUUGCAGCAACCAUAAAAAAUGGGAACAACAGCCUGAUGCUUCCGGGAGUGAAUGGUCAGAAUGGGAACAACGGUUUGAUGGUGCCUGGACUCAGUGGACAGAACAACAACACAGACAUUGCUGGCUUCUCCGAGGGUGACCUACUACUACAGGCUUUAAAUGGAUUUGUGAUGGUGGUGACCACAGAUGGUUUAGUUUUCUACACCUCUCCCACGAUCAAGGACUAUCUUGGUUUCCAACAGUCCGAUGUGGUGCACCAGAGUGUAUUUGAGCUCAUUCACACUGAUGACAGGGAAAUGUUCAGACAGCAGCUGCACUUUGCUCUAAACCCUCCUGAAGUCCCAGAUGAAGCUGGCUUGCAGGGUUGUGCUGAAAGUGUGUCCUACAACCCUGAUCAACUCCCUCCAGAAAACUCCUCUUUUUUGGAGAGGAGUUUUGUGUGUCGAUUCCGCUGCCUUCUAGACAACUCUUCUGGCUUUCUGGCCCUUAAGUUCCAGGGGCGACUGAAGUACCUCCAUGGCCAAAGUGUUUUAAGGGACAAUGGGACACGCAGCCAACCACAGCUGGCUCUCUUCUCCAUUGCUAUGCCUGUGCAGCCAUCAACCAUUGUGGAGAUCAGGGCCAAAAUGCUCCUAUUUCAAACCAAACACAAGCUCGACUUUACUCCUACUGGCGUCGAUGGACGAGGAAAGAUCAUUCUGGGUUAUUCAGAGAUAGAACUCUGCAUGAAAGGGUCGGGCUACCAGUUCAUACAUGCUGCUGAUAUGAUGUACUGCGCUGACAACCACAUUCGAAUGAUUAAAACAGGAGAGAGUGGUCUAACAGUCUUCAGGCUUCUCACUAAAUCUGGAGGUUGGAUUUGGGUCAAAUCCAAUGCCAAACUCAUUUUUAAAGGAGGAAGACCUGAAUUCAUCAUUGCUUAUCAAAAGGCUUUAGUAAAUGCGGAGGGUGAGGAGUACCUGCGCCAGAGGAGGCUGCAGCUGCCCUUCAGUUUCACCUCUGGGGAGGCCUUACUGUAUAACAACAGCCCCACAGUGGACCUGGCUCAGAUUCAGUUCAACAGCCAGUUUGGCAGCACCAGCAGCACUAGCAGCAUCAGUAGCCCAAAUGCAGUGUUCCCCGGCUCACUGGUGGACAGCUUCUUAAAACAAGAUCCCACUGUGUACUCUAAAAACAUUGAGGCGCCUCUGCCUGUGGACCAAGUGUUCAUGGACAGUCGAGCUCUGGUCACUGUGACCAAUGACUCCUGGCAGGAGAAUGGUGUCUCUCCCACAGCAGGACAGCCUGUAGUGGUCAAAGAGGAGGCCAAACAGUCAGUAAUGGCCAUAAUUGAUGGACUUGAGAAAAUGGCUCAAAACGGGAACUUUGCUGACAUGCUGCAGAAUGUGGAUGUGCCAGAGGAGGAGCUGAUUGAGUGGGAGAAUGCGCUGAAGAGAAUAAACCAAGAUGAUGGAGAUCUGCAGGGAGACGUCAGGGCUGAGCUGGACGAAGUGCUCACUAAUGAGAUUUUUGAUUAUAUUGACUCUGUGCUGUUCAAAGAAAAAGAUGAGACUGAUCUUAACAGCAGCCCUCCUAGUUGUCUGGCAGGAGUCAGUAAUAUGCCAGAUGCGGUCACAGCGCCACAGUUGUUCCAGAGUCCCAGCCCAGGCUGCGCCUUUUCCCCUGUGAAUGUUCUAUACACUCACCCGCAGAAGGCUGUGACCCCUCCAGCAUCAGCGCCCAUUUUUAAUGGCACCCAGCAACUAUGUCACCCGCCUCUUCUGCCUGACACCAACAUGCCCCCUCUGCAACAGCUGCAGCUGCAGGACAUUUUCAGCCCGUCAAUAGAGCUCCCAGAGCUCAGUGUGUCUGACGCCUCUGUCAGUGAUGCCUCGCUUAAAUAUGCUUCCAGGCAGACGUCCAACAGCCACAUGGGCGGCUCUCCAGGCAUCCCUGGCCAGCCUCAGCUGGGCCAGUCACUGCUUAGUCCUCAAAAUAAUUUGCAAGAACCCACCAUGGCAGGAAACAGACAGCUGCUGUGUGGCCCUGUGCAGCAGCACAACAGCCUGUCACCUCACGUGAUGGACAUUUUACCGCCUCUUGUUCCUUGCAAUGACUUAAAUUCCACUACAGCUCCAAACAUAACUGUUCCCUUUUCAACCAAGGGGCAGGGAGGCUCACACUUUGAACCAAUGCAGCAGGUUCAGCAGUGGCCACAGAGCCAGCAGCAGAGACUGCCCCACUGUGGCAUUGCACAGAAUGGACAUGAUCCCAUACCAGCGUGCCACAGUCUAUCUCCAGAAAGCCAAACAUUUCCACAUGCUGGCCACUUGCCCAGGAGUGUUAAUGGACUGAGCCACAUUCAGCAGCAGGGAGGGCUGGCAUGUGGCCAAACGGCUUCUCACAGCAGUUGUAUGUACAACCAGGCAUUUUCCUCCAGCCAAGCAGGGGGUGAUGGCUUUACCUUCUCUGGUUCUUUAAGUCUGAGUGACAGCGACUCUUCUCUGGACCAGACUGCUCCUCAGAACCCCUGCUACUUCCAGUGGAGACACAGUGAGCCUGGGGUUUGUGCAUUAGGCAUCAACCAGGAUAAUAAUGUCAACCCCAACCAAAUGACUUUCACAGCCAGCAUGCCCUCCACAGAGCAUGGCCUCAGCAUUCAGUCAUACCUGGAGUGCCAAAAACAGACACAGCAGGACAAAGCCGUCGCUGGAGAACACAAUAGGAGCUUCUUCUGCUCAGGAUGCAGUCACUUUGGGGAGUAGACCUGAGCCAUGUUGAUGUUUUGACAAGUCUAGUAGAAGGACACCAGUAUAGUUUGCCUGUAUCAGUGCUUACCCUCACAUUCUCAUGCUUACCCAAAUGUAACUAUCUUGUUCUGUGUUGUGCGGCCUUAUAUAUACUGCUCUAGCUUAUGUUAAAUGCUGUAGCUCGUCAUUUUGUCUGAAGAUACACUAUGAUAAUCAUGAAGUAUAAACCCACAAGUGCGUUUACAAAAAUGGAGCUUGAGCUUCAGUCAGCCUUGGUCAUGUGAGUGUAAACCACCAAAGAAAAUCACAGAAAUAUAUAUUAAAUACAUGCAGACGAUGUGAAUUUAUGCACUUAAGAGUUUCCUAUUACUCUACUAAAUAUAUACGUAUAUAUUAAUCACAAAAAAAAGUAGAGCAAAGCACUUCAGGUGCUGGAAUCCAAAGAUACACUUGUUACACCAUGUUACAGAACCAAAAUGCUGUAGUAGAAAGGUUUCUUUCACUAAAGCUAACGAACAAUGCAUGUACACAUGUUUCCCUAUUUUAGAGAUGGCAGCAUUAAUAAGGAAGCAUUUUGUUUUUGUCCACUAGAGGGCAGCAAAUACAUAUUACCUCAGCUUUGACAAAUCUUUAAAAAAUAAUUUGACAAAAAGUCAUUUUUACAGCAAAAUCAUUGAGAUUAUCUUGCAACCUUUCUUUCUUUAAAUUUUACUUCUGUGCAUCUUAUAUAGAAAUGUACUCUGCUGAUAUGUUUUGUUUUUAUGUGUCUAAACAGAAGGUCAUCUUUGACUUAAAACAAUCUUGUGUGCAGAAGACAUUAGUAAUACAUUUGAUUACAUGUGUCUAUGCCUGUGCUUUUAAUGUCACCUAAAAAGUCUAUAUUCAGAGCACAAACUGCCUGUCUGGUUGUUUCCAGAAUAGCAUGUUUUUGUGGAGCCCUUGUUGAAACCUAAGCCUUAACACCACAGACUACAGAGACUAGUGAAAGCACUUCAGUCAUGGGACAGUCCCUUGUGAAUGUACAGCAGUCAAAGAUCAAACACUUAUGUGUCUUAAAGCUUCAGUGCCUGUUUUAUACCAAAUCAUGAAUAUUUGAAUGUGAUGUCAUUCCUCUUUCAGACAAAACAUAGUGUAUUGUUCUUUAGAAAAGUUGAGAUAAUAAAUAAGAAAAUACAAACAUAUAAUAUAAUAUUAGUCAUCGCGCCACAUCAACAGCAAAGCAACAUGCUGUUUACAACCAGCAGACAGUGUAGCUUAUGAUGGUUUCAUUCAUGACAUUGUUUUUGUGCCAGACUUUGACUGAGGCUGCUGAGCAUAAGGAAUAAUGAUACAUGAAUCCAUGAGUCCACAUCCAAAAUAUAAACUAUUAAAAAAAGCAACACCAACAAAGUUGGGAUGGUGUGUAAAAUGUAUAUUGAAAUAAAAUACGAUUCCUAUGUAAAAAUGUAUGGAAAGUGAGAAAUGCCAUUGCAAAAUAACUGUGAAAUUUUAUAGUCUUUAAAAAAGAAAUAACCUACAAUAAUACAAAUUGCCAAUGUUGAGUCAAAAUGACACUGACAGAGACUUCAAAAAGGGAAAAUCGGCCUCGGUGCUGUCAGCUCCUCUAGUGUUGAUGCGCUGACCUUCAAGUUGAAACUUAGCCCUAACUAAAGAUGGAGAUAUACCUCCAUGAGCACUUAACCCAAUUUGCCUUCAGUAUAUUUUGAAAAAACAAAUCAAGAGAAAUUUAAUAUUCCUCACAGUAUAAAAUUUCUUGUGCCUUCAAGCUAAAGAGGCAGCUAAACAGCUCAACAUUUAAUCUUAUAAAACGUUUUCUGUCUCUGCUUCAUGUAAGUAUAGUUUCUGAUAUAUUUUCUAAAGCCUUCUCUAUGUAAUAAACUCAAUAAAUAAAAAUAGUGAUCAAGCAUAGCAUAAUGACCACCUGCCCAACAUGGGGCAGCUUUCUAAAAGAACCACAAUUCGAACUGCAAUUUUUGAAUCUGACAAGUAACUAGCAGAUUAAUUGAAGUGCUACGGUUUAUAAUUUUCAACACUACAUGUAACAGUAAAAGGUUUAGUCUGGUAUGAACAGCAUUAAUGUGGCAGCUUAACUGGACUCCUGCUGCAAUGUGGGAAAUCUUUCAGUAUUUGAACUUUUUGAAUCAUGCUGUAUCUACAAAUAUAUUAUGAAACUACUAACCUGAUGCAUGGACCUUAUUGAUGAUGUGCCUUAUACAGAAAAUCUCUUGUGGAGUUGGCCUAUGCAGGCUCAAGGAUGCCCUAUAAAUUUCGUAUGGACUUUAAUUUAGACACAAUGUGGAGCCAUUUUUUUCCUUUGUUGUAAUUUCUUUUCACAGCUAUGUGCCUUGACAAUUGCCAUAUUUCUCUUUCUUGUAAAAUAUUUUACUACAUCAGCUGAGUAUAAUCAAUGUUUAUUUAGCCUUGUAGUUAUAGUAUGUAUACCGUAAUAUAUGUACAACAAAUAACCACCAACUGUGUAUUGUUGUGUAUGCUUUUUCAUAAAUAUAUUUGUGCAAUGCUUA
Boleophthalmus pectinirostris (great blue-spotted mudskipper) is the source of this 5288-nucleotide messenger RNA. Its product is annotated as aryl hydrocarbon receptor-like. The transcript has 9 exons. Gene Ontology annotation, biological process: regulation of transcription by RNA polymerase II. Gene Ontology annotation, cellular component: nucleus; aryl hydrocarbon receptor complex. The record is from RefSeq and is a predicted model, not a curated record. NCBI's taxonomy places the organism in Eukaryota, Metazoa, Chordata, Actinopteri, Gobiiformes, Gobiidae. The coding region runs from base 16 to 2781 and encodes 921 amino acids. Gene Ontology annotation, molecular function: nuclear receptor activity; protein binding; transcription cis-regulatory region binding.